This is a messenger RNA of Opisthorchis viverrini, 426 nucleotides long. RefSeq lists its product as hypothetical. The record is from RefSeq and is a predicted model, not a curated record. The transcript has 3 exons. NCBI's taxonomy places the organism in Eukaryota, Metazoa, Platyhelminthes, Trematoda, Opisthorchiida, Opisthorchiidae. The annotation marks the transcript as partial.
CAGCGUCCCGAACCCGCUUCAGUACAGCCUCCAGUGAAUUUCGGGCUCUCGAUUACUGGGUCGCUGUACACAACAAUAUCGUUUGCAUACACGGCAGCAUUCUACGGUCCCAUCGUUGAACGAAGCAUCAAACACCUUAAUGUGAAUGGUGCCCUAGGCAAACCUAACGGCAUUCGUCCAAAUUGUAUUUGGAUAUACGAUUCAAAGUCUCGCUGGAACAAAGUCAAUACGAUGCCAGUUACUACGCGAAACCCGUUCGGAGACUCCGUCUGCUGUUCCCAACUGUGUGAGCGCAUUGCGCUUAUCGAAAUAAGUCAUGUUUGUCCUAGAAAACGCCGAAAAUUACUCAUGUGCACACAGUGUUGGAAUUUUGAGUCUGAAACGUUCAUCAAAAUCCCGCAAGAAUGGGAUUUCAAGGUGGAAUUU